Mytilus californianus (California mussel) is the source of this 1089-nucleotide messenger RNA. Its product is annotated as LIM/homeobox protein Awh-like. The record is from RefSeq and is a predicted model, not a curated record. Gene Ontology annotation, cellular component: nucleus. The transcript has 5 exons. Gene Ontology annotation, molecular function: RNA polymerase II transcription regulatory region sequence-specific DNA binding; DNA-binding transcription factor activity, RNA polymerase II-specific. Gene Ontology annotation, biological process: regulation of transcription by RNA polymerase II; neuron differentiation. Lineage: Eukaryota; Metazoa; Mollusca; Bivalvia; Mytilida; Mytilidae. The coding region runs from base 260 to 982 and encodes 240 amino acids.
AUUCCUUAGAAACACAACACACGCACAUAUCAUAUACACACACGGCGCGUGCAGAGAACAGCGUAUCCAGAUGCAGAGCAAAUGUUCUGGUGUUACGUCACAAAUACUACAUCAGUAAAUAUUUACACGAAUAUUGAAUAGAUGCUUUAGGGAAACGGAACCAGAUAAGCGGCUUCCAGUAGAGUAUUGAAAUGUGUGAAUUGUGUCUUUAGAUUAUAGCCAUAUUUUGAUAUUUGGUAAUUCAAAACCGCCAAAAACCAUGACUGAAAAGGAUAUAUGCUAUGGUUGUGGAGAUUUGAUAACUGACCGACACCUACUGAAGGUCAAUGACCGUUACUGGCAUAUCCACUGCCUUAGAUGUUCUCUUUGUCAGACGGCACUAGAUCGGGAUUCCUCAUGUUACAUUAAAGAUGGCAGUGUCUUCUGUAAAAAUGAAGAAUUCAACAGAACCGAUUGUGCUAAUUGUGGUAAAACCAUUCGUGGAGAAGACUGGGUAAGGAAAGCCAGAGAUUUGAUAUAUCACGUGGCUUGUUUUUAUUGUGAAACAUGUGACAAACCAUUAUCUACGGGGGAACAGUUUGGACUUCUCGGCAAACGACUUCUGUGUAAAAGACAUUUUAUUGAAAGUAUGGAUGGGAAUAGCUCAGAUGGAGCCAGUAUACCAGAGACGAUACAUACAGAUACCAGUAGUAACGAUGGAACCUCAAAACCACGAGCCAAACGACCACGUACCUGUUUUACCGAGGACCAAAUACAAAUACUCCAGUCACACUUCAUACUAGAAAUAAACCCAGACUCACAAGCCAUGGAGAAAAUAGCUAAUAAAGCUGGGAUUCAUAAACGUGUGGCACAAGUAUGGUUCCAAAAUGCACGAGCUAGACAGAAAAAAGAAAAGGGCAAGAAGAAAGCUCCUAAAUUUGUAAGACCACCAUCAUCCAGUAGUUCUGAUGGAAGUGACAGCCAACAAUCAUACUCAGAGUAACAAUAUAGUGCCAAAUUUUAUGUGUGGUUUUAAUUUUUAUCUUGUACAUAUUGUCUGUCUAUUUAUUUUAUUUGUCCAAAUAAAGACAAAAUGAUUUUAUGAAGAAA